AGAGCUUGAACUCCAUUCAACAGCGACAGUGUAUUGUUCCUACUCUCUGUCGCUAUGGAUAUCGCCGAUCUAAUUGAGUCGCCGCGAAAACGACUCAAGACUGAGGAUGUUACUAGCACGGAAGAAGCUGUACUCCCUGCGUCAGUCGGAGCUUUGCCGCCGCAGGCUGAAGCCGAUGAGCAGAUCUUGAGGGAGCUUGAAGUUGGAAUUACCGAGUUUGUUAGCGCUGGCAAUGAAGGGUUUGUAGGGAUAUUGAAGAAACGGUAUACAGAUUUUCUAGUCAAUGAGAUCCUACCCUCGGGAAAAGUCUUGCAUUUGGAAAGUCCCGCGUCGUCGGACAAGGGAAAGAGCGAAAAGCCUGCCGAAAAACCCAUAGAGAAGUCAGUGGAGGAGAAAAAGGAACCUGAACCGGUGCCGCAGCCUGAGACCUCCACGGAGAAGAAAACGCCCGCUGCUGCCACAGAGAUCCAGGUUUCGGAGGAGGACAAAACGACUCUAGAGUCCUUUUUUGGCCCGCAAUCCACUCCCAAAAUAAUAUCCCUUUAUCAACGUGCCCAUGCGAACCCGAAAGCCAGACCUAGUGAACUACCGAAAUUGAGUACUGUGGUGGUAAAUGAUCGUGAUGAGCGCAUCAAGAUUCACCAGGCAGUCCGCCGUAUCUUCAAUUCGCAGCUAGAAUCUUCAACAGAAAGUGAUGGGACUAUGGUUAUCUCUGCCGCUACAAACCGCCAUAAACGUAACCCGCCCAGUGGACGCGGCAAUGGACGCGAACGGGUGCGUGUUGACUGGGAUGAACUGGGAGGACCGUACUUGCAUUUUACUGUCUACAAGGAAAAUAAGGAUACCAUGGAGGUCAUAACCUUCAUCGCACGCCAACUAAAGAUGAACCCAAAGAGUUUCCAGUUUGCUGGCACAAAAGACCGCCGUGGAGUGACUGUUCAACGGGCUUGCGCACUCCGCCUUCACGCGGAUCGACUCGCAAAGCUCAACCAGUCCCUGCGUAACGCAGUUGUCGGAGACUUUGAGUACCGCCCGUACGGUCUUGAGCUUGGUGAUCUCUCCGGAAACGAGUUCGUCAUUACCCUUCGUGAAUGCGACAUCCCCGGCAUUGACCUCCAGGAUCGCCAAACCGCAGAAACGAGGGGCACAGAGCUCGUCAGCUCAGCACUCAAAAACCUCUAUCAACGUGGUUACUUCAACUACUACGGUCUCCAGCGCUUCGGUAGUUUUGCAACCCGCACGGACACGAUUGGCGUGAAGAUCCUCCAAGACGAUUUCAAAGGUGCCUGUGACGCAAUCCUCGACUACAGCCCACAUAUCCUCGCAGCCGCACAAGAAGGCGACGCCUCCACACUCCAAAUCAGCUCCGAUGACAAGGCGCGCGCAGAAGCCAUUCACAACUUCCAAACCACAGGCCGCGUUGGCGAGGUCCUCGAGAAAAUGCCUCGCAAGUUUUCGGCAGAAACAAACAUAAUCCGACACCUAGGACGCACUAAGAACGACUACCUUGGAGCGCUGCAAACCAUCCCCCGAAACCUGCGGUUGAUGUACGUCCAUGCUUACCAGUCGUUAGUCUGGAACCUGGCCGCUGGCGAACGCUGGCGAUUAUACGGCGACCGCGUUGUGGAGGGCGAUCUUGUCCUCAUCCACGAACACCGCGACAAGGACGGCAGCGAGGCCAACAACAAUAGCAAUGGCCCAGCGCCUGUCGCGCCUGGCGCCGUUGACGCAGAUGGCGAAGUCAUCGUCGUCCCCGCGGAAGGAGACAGCGCAUACACCGCAGAAGACACAUUUACGCGCGCGCGAGCUCUGACGGCUGAAGAAGCCUCCAGCGGUAAAUACACGAUUUUCGAUAUUGUGCUGCCCCUCCCGGGCUUUGACGUGCUUUACCCCGCCAACAAAAUGACAGAGUUCUACAAGAACUUUAUGGGUAGCCCCCGAGGCGGAGGUCUAGACCCGUUCAAUAUGCGUCGGAAAUGGAAAGACGCCAGUCUUAGCGGGAGCUAUCGGAAGUUAUUGAGUCGGAUGGGCCCAGAUUACUCUGUCUCGGUGAAGGUUUAUUCGAGAGACGAUGAGCAGUUUGUGCAAACAGACUUGGAAGCUCUCAGGAGUAAGACUUCAAACGAAGAGCAGCAGCAGGAGCAGCAAGUGGGAUCUGAGGAAGGCGGCGAUAAGCUUGCUGUAAUCCUGAAGUUCCAGCUCGGCUCGAGCCAAUAUGCUACUAUGGCCCUAAGAGAAUUGAUGAGAGGAAAGGUUAAGGCGUAUAAGCCUGAUUUCGGGGGUGGACGGUAACCACGCUCGUCCUCCCAUGUCUUGCCCUCAAAGCCAAGCCUUAUGUGUAUAUUUAAAAUCCCAUCCAUUGGGAUUAUUUAUUAUACCUUUGCGUAUAUUAUUAUAUUUUCAAAGCCCCCCACCCCCCCGCAAAAAAGUUCAAGAUC
Messenger RNA from Aspergillus ochraceoroseus IBT 24754, 2438 nucleotides. RefSeq names its product pseudouridine synthase PUS7. The record is from RefSeq and is a predicted model, not a curated record. Gene Ontology annotation, molecular function: pseudouridine synthase activity; RNA binding. Gene Ontology annotation, cellular component: nucleus. The transcript is spliced from 2 exons. Gene Ontology annotation, biological process: pseudouridine synthesis. Lineage: Eukaryota; Fungi; Ascomycota; Eurotiomycetes; Eurotiales; Aspergillaceae. Bases 55 to 2292 code for a protein of 745 amino acids.